Messenger RNA from Cuscuta epithymum, 778 nucleotides. The record is from the annotation of a GenBank genome assembly. Lineage: Eukaryota; Viridiplantae; Streptophyta; Magnoliopsida; Solanales; Convolvulaceae.
GGGAAGGCUUAUUUUCAGUGACGCUGGUGAUGUAAUAGACUGCACGAAGAUGGGAAUGGGAGGGAAGGCCAUACCCCCAAACAUUGAUCGGGUAGGGGAUAUGCAAAGUGAUGCACUGUUCAUACUAUUGGUCGAGAAGGAUGCUGCUUAUAUGAGACUGGCAGAGGACAGGUUUUACAAUCGAUUUCCUUGCAUAAUUGUGACGGCCAAAGGACAGCCAGAUGUAGCCACCAGGCUGUUCUUGAGGAAAAUGAAGAUGGAGUUGAAUUUGCCUGUGCUAGCUUUGGUAGAUAGUGAUCCCUAUGGAUUGAAGAUUCUGUCUGUGUAUGGGUGUGGAUCGAAGAACAUGUCCUAUGACAGUGCAAAUUUGACAACCCCGGAUAUAAAGUGGCUGGGGGUUCGGCCUAGCGAUUUGGACAAGUAUAACAUACCCGCGCUGUGCAGGCUGGAUAUGACGGAACAGGAUAUUAAAACAGGGAAGGAUUUGCUGGAAGAAGACUUUGUAAAGAAGAACCCGGGGUGGGUUGAAGAGUUGAGUUUGAUGGUUAAAUCCAAACACAAGGCCGAGAUUCAGGCUCUGAGCUCCUUUGGCUUUCAGUAUCUAACCGAGGUCUAUUUGCCAUUGAAACUGCAACAGAAAGAUUGGAUCUAAUGAUGCAGACAUGCCUAGUUUAAGUGUAUAAUACAGAUCUCCUCUGUUUUUGACCUGCCUGGGACACACAUAUCAACGGCGUCCUCAAAGGAUUUGAGGUGCAGGAGGGAUGCAGCACGUGACAGC